This is a messenger RNA of Acanthopagrus latus (yellowfin seabream), 4438 nucleotides long. RefSeq names its product V-set and transmembrane domain containing 4b (gene vstm4b). The transcript has 8 exons. The coding region runs from base 93 to 1064 and encodes 323 amino acids. NCBI's taxonomy places the organism in Eukaryota, Metazoa, Chordata, Actinopteri, Spariformes, Sparidae. The record is from RefSeq and is a predicted model, not a curated record.
AGAGAAGAAGAAGAGGAGGAGGAGGAGGAAACCUGGGGCUUCUUUUCUUCAGGCAUUUAACUGGGGGUUUAUGGAGGCUGCAGCCGUGGAAAAUGAAGAUCUCCUCUGUGGUCUUCGCUCUCCUGACUCGAGCGCUGCUUGGAGAUUUGUGUUUGGCCGUCAACGUCACCAUCACCCCCUCCCCCUUCACGGUGGCCCAGGAGGGUCAAAACAUCACACUCUCCUGUGUCGUGUCCCAGCGGCGGCGCAACGCUGCUCUGCCCGUGGUGAAAUGGACUUUCCUGCCGGCGGGCACCGACCGGCCGGAGGACGAGCUCCUCAUCGCCCGCGUCAACAUGAGGAAGGCCCGUUUCUAUGGCAACUACACAAAGAGUUUCCCGUGGCCCAAGCUGAAGCUGACCGUGGUGAAGCAGGGGAAGAUCUUUGACCUGUUCAUCCUCAACGUGUCCGAGAUGGACCGGGGUCUCUACAUGUGCCGCGUGCAGGAGUUUAAAAAGCACCAGGACCGCUGGAAGGCCUCGUCCAACUGCACCGCUGCUACUGAGCUCAGAGUGCAUGUUAUACCGGCCACCAAGGCCAAAGAGAGCCUGUGGAGCUUGUUUGAAGAUGUGUACCUGUGUGCAGUGCUGAUCUGCUCUGUGGGUCUGCUGUGCAUGUGCAUGUUCACGGUGACAGUAACCUGCCAGUACAUACAGAGGAAGCAGAGGUUAAAAGAUAAUUACCACUUGGUCAAAAGUCCACAGAACAGCUCAGGGGAGACGGUCACCAGCUUGGUCAGCGUGUCUCCGGCUCUGCCUAAGAAGGAGAGGAGGUACAGGAAGAAGAGAAGCAGAGACUACCAGGAGGAGAUACCACCAGAGAUACCAGCAAAAGCUCCCAUCGGAGACAAAACACGGAAACCCAAACUUUUAAAACCACAACCAAGGAAAGUAGUGUUGCCGAAGAUAGUGGAGGAGAAUCUGACCUACGCGGAGCUGGAUCUGGUGAGGCCGAUCCCGGACAGCAAGGCGUCGUGUAGCGGCACCGUGUACGCUCAGAUACUGUUUGGGGAGGAGCAGCUAUGAGAAACACAAACCACUAUUAGCUGUGUCGUAUGUAAAAAGAAUCGUCUACUGUAUUUAUAGUCUGUAUUAUUUUGUAUUUAGAUGUUUUUUGCAAGGAAAAAAUGUGUAAUUCCACAAUAAUUGUACAUAUGAUUAUUUUGUAUUCUUUGAUAUAACUCUCUUAAGACCAAGAUGCAAAAGGAAAACGUUUUGUAUACUGGAGUAUUUCAUAUUGAAUCUUUUGCACCCACAUUUGAAUCCUGUGUAGCUUAAACUAGGAACGCAAUAGAGGACUAUGGUGCUGAUUUAGACCAGAUUCGUCCAUCGUGAUAAUCGGAGGUCGGAUUAGAUAUUUAACCUUGCAGGCCAAUCUGCCCCCUUCACAUCAAACAGGCUUCAUUCGACAUUUGCAACACAGUAUCAUGGCCACGGAAAGUCAAGUUCACUGUGGGGUGAGGUGGAGCGAGAUCCAUAAGGCAGUUAUUAGCCCAGUGGUCUAAUGUCCGUGCAUUAAGUUUGGAACAGGAAACACCAGGUGAUUUGCUUAUCUUAGCAUAAAGAGUGAAAGCAGGGGAAAACCAGCUAGCUUGCUAAUAUGGCUAUGGGAAUUUCUGCAGCCUAACUGUUUCUUGGCAAACAUUUUCUGGUUGUUCAUGUCUGUGUGUUAAGUAAGGAACUAAAACAUGAGGUGAUUAGCUUAGCAAAAAGAGUGAAAGCAAUGGAAACCAGCUUAGUCUGCCUCUAGCUAACAUGGCAAGGGGGAGUCAAUGCGCUGUAAUUGCUUCUGGACUAAUGUCUCACAGUUGUUGUUUGCUAUAAACAAGAGCGUACAUAACUCGCUUUAAAGCUACAAUUUGUUUUGUUUUUUUCCCAUUUCUGUAUGUGUACGGAUAAAACAAAGUGUUUAUUAAUGAGCUUUAAAGGUGCUUGUAGGUGUAUUUUGGAACUUUAGAUUUUUUUAAAGACAAAUUGUUUUCCCCUGUAUCUAGUCCUUGGGACUCUCUGAGCUAUGCUAAUUAGCUUCAAGUUUAGUUUAGUUUCCAUUCGUCAAUUCGAUCAAAUGCUUUAUACUCCAAUGAGAUUGUAGCUUUUCAUUGGUGCGCCGUGCUAUUUCUGUAUAGUUUUUAACCAACUGGCCAAAAUUUCAGAAACGCAGGCUACUAGCUAGCAGUUAGCUAACGUUACACUCACAAACAAAUUGUUUCAGUUAAUUCACCCGUCCUGGCGCUCAGUAACUAUUUAUGAACACACCCUAAAUGAGCAAACUUAAGGUAUCAAUCUUCUUAUGUAUGCAAUUUCCCAAAAUGUGGAACUAUUACUUUAAAAAUACAUUACUGUCGAUGCUGACAUUUUAAUGUCGUGCAAUACAUAUUGGUCCCUGUGUGAUCCAGCCAUUUGAACUCACUAACGCAGUUAAAUGUGGGAAACCCCGUCUAGCAUGAGCAGAUUUUUGAAGGCGAGACAAGGUAAAUUAAAGACAUCCGUUGUUAUUCCACAUGAAUUGAUGCGUUAUCAAAUGCGAUUUACCUCUGGUGUGUUCCCAGCACUAUCUGCCUCACAACAUCUGUGUUCAGUCCCUUUUUUCUGUGUCAGGAUGCCGUUCAUAAUGACCACAUGUCCACAGAGUUGAUAUUAAGGUGGCCAUUAGCCCCACAGCCAAGUAUGUGAGACCAAGUGAACCCUUUCAUCUGGUGCCAACAUCAACUUAACAGGCCGUUAGCGACUCACACACACGAACAUAUACAUACAAGGGUGGAGUUGCAUGAAGGCUAAACACCCUUCUAGACUGAAACACACAAAGGCACAUGCUAUAAAUCCAAAAAGGCUGCAAACAACUGUGACACCUGAUCUACAAACUAAGCUUGGUGUUUGGACUGUUUCACGUUGAUGUGACUCAUGGUUUAUUUCAAACCUUGGGGUGAUUUUGUUGUUUGAGAUAAGAGCCGGGGGCCAAAUCAGCUGUAAUCCUGCAUACCUUUGGACAGGCUCCUUGCUUUCUCACUUCCCAUGAAUCUGAGUGUGAAAGUGCUUAGGCUUAUUUUUCCCUUUAAUGAUCCUCUGGAUUCAGGCAUGGAAAAGCAAAGGAGAGGUUUUUUUUGAAACAGUGAACUUGAAACCCAGACUCAAAGGCACCGGAUCCCUCCCUUUCCCCGAGACCUCCACUAUCUUAUGUGGAGUGAGCCGUGAAGUGUGAGCAGUGGUGGAAGAAGUACCCAGAUCUUUUACAUGACUAAAAGCACCAAUGUGACAAUCUUAAAGUACCUUAUGGCACAUAAAAGUCCUGCAUUCAAAGUCCUUCUUGAGUAAAAGUACGGAAAUAUUAUCAGCACAAUGUCAUUAAAGUCUCAAAGUAAAAAUAAAAGUCCCCGUACCAUGUGACAAGAGGUCCCAGCCAGACACUGACGGACCACAAAAAGGUUGGGAACCACUGGUGUUUACUAUAAUGUGUGUAUUUUUUAAACCUAUUGUUUCGUGUUAAAUGUUGCCCUAUUACCUGUAACUAUAAAUGUCAGAUACAAACAGUGAUGUAAAAAGAACAAUAUUUCCCUCUGAAAUGUAUUUGUGAAAUGUAGUAGCAGAAAAUUGGCACACACAAUACUCAAUACUAUACACUUACCUCAGACAUAUACUUAUACAGUAUCAUAUAAGUACAGUACUUUACAGAAAAAGUCAAUCAACUACAUUCCUGCAAAAGUUGACAUUUCCCCCACUUUUUGUCAAAUGUAGCUAAACCAGCUUGUUACUUCUGUUGAGGAACUUGAGCACAGUGAUAAAAGAUAAAAUAAUUGAAUUCAGAGCUAAGUUAUGACUUCCUGAGAAGCUAAGUAGCAACUAUGGUUAGCUAGCUAGCAGCUGACGUACAUGUGGAAUUCAUUGGACUGGUGUGAUUAAAGGAUCCAUCCUCGCAACCAAAAGGUAGUGAAGUUAUAGUUAAAAUGUCGUAUGAUAUCCACAAACAUUCUUUCUUUCCCUGCAUGUUAAUUACACCUCAGUUCAAACCCCCUAUUGACCUCCAUUCAGUGACCAUUCCAGUUUUCCAUUGUUGUUCUCUUGCAUAUAUUUCAGUUGCACAUUGUGUAUUAUCCAUAUAUGAAAUGGCUGAAAGUGACCUUUCAGUGGCGGGCAUGAGUGUCUUAAAAAUGCCCUCAAACUGUGAAAUGUAGAGUUUGUUUCCAGACCACAUUGUCCUUUAAUGGGACUCCACUAACUAGAACCAUGUGUGUGAAUUGUGCCUCUCUGCUCUCUCCCUCACUCUUCUCCCUCUCUCCGCCUACCACUGACCUCUGCAUUCAUCAGCAUUCCAGCGUUUGUACUUCUGUUCAUUUCAUCUGUACACUGUGUAUCAGUAAGUGAAAUAAAUAUAAAAGUGGAUGUGAGCAGUAUGCUGCCAGAGA